This is a messenger RNA of Acanthocheilonema viteae, 3207 nucleotides long. The record is from the annotation of a GenBank genome assembly. NCBI's taxonomy places the organism in Eukaryota, Metazoa, Nematoda, Chromadorea, Rhabditida, Onchocercidae.
AUGGAAGUGAUGGACGUGAAUAGAGCUAAGUGUAUGGGGAAUGUACUGAUUAAAAGCAGCAUUGCUGACAUGACAGAAACGUUUCAACGACCCGAUAGUUUGGAUUCUGCCGAUAUAAUAAACGCCGAUGAUUGUUAUGAAAAUGCCACGAAUGAAGAGAAAAUAUCGCUAUUACGUUCAACUCUUUCUUUUAUGAUGAAGUUGAAGGAUAAGCAUGUUAGCGCCCAGACAUUUGUACUUGAGGUUGACGUAAUGACUAUUAGUGAUACGAUUAUACAAUAUGACGUUUAUAUAGAUAACCUAGUUCCGGAAAAUGGAAAUAUUGUGAACUCUGUAGGAAAAACGAUGAAUGUUGGAAAGGAUAACAAGGGAUCAACGGACAGCAUGAAAAACGAUCAGGUUGAUGAAAAACUUCGUCGUGCGAUAGAUAUCGUUGUAGGAUAUAGCCGAGUAAGUGAUGAAACAAAGGAACGAUUGAAAAGUGCAGUGACAGAUGUGCACUGUAAGACGAUGUCUGAACAGGAGGCUUGUCAAUGCUAUAAACUUGCUGUUUCAUACUUUCGAACUUACUACAAUAUGGUUGAAAAGCUGUUAAAUCGAGCUAAUUUAGUUAAAGAACACAAUCGAAACAUUAUUUCGGCGACGGAAGAGAGUGGAAUUGAAAUAAAUGUGAAAAAUGAACGGAUAGAGAUGUCUAGCAAAACAAGCAAUGAUGAGAAUAAUGCUGCUGGCGGUAAUCAAACAAAAGAUGAAAAAACUCAAAAAGUCAGAAGAGCACGGAAGAAUUUUACACGAGGUAUUUCUGCAAUUGAUAAGGAGCGUAUUGAUAAAUGCAUCCAUGACUAUUGUGGAACUUCCGGUAGACAUUCGAUGAAAGCGGAUGCCAUACGUAAAGCUGUAGGCAUGGUGUUAUACAAAGGAUGUACAGGAGUUGAUGCAGCGAGAGCUACCAAUUUAACACCGCGAACAGUCAUGAAGCACGUUUACACCGUACGGAAUGCUUUGAACUUACCUCAACUUCGAAAAACUAAACAGCAAGCAACAAACAGAAGCGAAGGGAAUGAAAUUAAAGAGGAAAAUUUUCUAGAAAAAGUAACUGAUAACGAUCGAGAAAUAGCGAAAAUGUUAAUUAAUGAGAAAUUUGAAUGUGUGGAAACUGAAGAUUUUUUGGGAACUGGUUUGGAACUGGAAUCAAAGAUUGAUAAGCUUUUACGAGAAUUUAGCUAUAAUGGUGAUGUCAAAAAAAUCCGCGAAGCAAUUAUAAAGAUUUUCACGGAGCAGAAGUCGUCAGAAAUAUAUAAAGCUAUAACAGAACUACCUGUAACAGUUGUCAGUUCAUACGUUCGCUUACUUAAGGGAUUUUUGUGCGCAGAAAAUAUGAUAAAGACUAAAGACACAACGAUUGCCAUACCCCGUCGUGGAAAAAGAAAGCUGUCCGAUAAUGGAGAGCGCAAUGUUAAGAGCAUUGAGCUUGUAAAGUCAUCUGAAUUAGAUGCAAUUUUUUCUGCAAAGAAAAAGCAUAAGUUGGCUAACCUUGUGCCUCGGGGAGUAUUCAUUGGGAAAAUUGAUGUGUUAACUCUUCAUCUGGAAAAUGGUGUUGAAAACGAAGAACAACUUAUUAAGAGUGUGAUUUCAUACCUUAUCGAUCACCAGUAUCGUCGUUCGGAAACAGCACAAACGAAUAUGCAGAUUUGCUUAGAACAUAUUCUUCUUGAUGGGCUCUCUGUUGCGGAAACACUGAAAAUUCAUGAUGGACCGAACGACAGCAUAUUGGAGGUAUAUUACAAACGAUGCCGUGAUGCAUAUACUGCCCUGACGGUUGACUUUCCCGCAUUUGUAUUUGAAUUAAAUUUGUUGAAUGAAGACGGAAAGAAUAGGCCUCGAAAGAAACGUUUGCGUAUGUCAAGUGUUAAAAUGGAAGAGAUAAAACCGAUUGAUGCCAUGGUGAGCAAUGUUGAUACUUUGAAAUUCGAUACUGUUGAGAAGCUAUUUAUUUCGAUUCCAGAAAAAGCGAAGACACUACUGGAUAGUUACAUAAUGAAGCUCUUGAAUAUCAAUUUUCCACUUGAAAAACGUUUGGUUAGCGGUCUUUUGCAAAUGAUAGGUGAAAAGAUGGCUAAGAAAUAUGUGUUAGACGACAAGCUCCUGGAAGAAUGUGUCACAUAUUUUUAUGAAAAAUACAACAAGGUUGCUGCAAAUGAUAGGAAGAUUAAUUUUGCUCUUGCUGGUCGAAAACAUUCAAAAGUAAUGGGUAGUUGUAUAUUUAAAAAAGCCAACAAGUCAUUUUCUACAUCAGCGAUGGUUUUACAAGCAGUUUCUAAAGUGAAAAUAUUCAUUCUAAGUGGAAACACUGGCACUGUUCAAUCUAUUAAUAAUUCUAAAAUGAAUUCUAAAGCUAGAUCGCGGACGCUUACAAAAUCAUCCAGCAAUGAAGCAAAAGACUCGGGUUCAGCCGCUAAGCAGUUAUCUGAAGAGUUGAGUCCGAUACCGGAUAGUACAGAAGUGGAACAACCUAGUGGAAGUGUUCCAGAGCAAGUGGAAUUCCUGAUUGGCGAAGACACAGAACGAUUAUCCGAUGUUACCAAUCCAGAAAUGUAUUCGACGAGGUCAUCUACAGCAAAAUCUCACAGCAGUAUCGGUGGUCGCUUUUUCAUUUGGUUCAAUCGUAUCUACCCGCUGAUGAGGAACAAAAAAGUGCGAUACUUGACAGUCGUCAAUACCAUUUUGCUGCUUAUCAAUCUCUUAACGCUUUUAUUCGUACUUGCAUUUCUGUUAGAUCAAAUCAUUCUUGCUUUCCGGAUUUCAAGCAUUAUCAAUGAUCAACCGUCACCGUGCAUUUUUACAUACGAGAAGUGGUCACCGUGUUCUGCAAGUUGCUGGGACGGGUCAUCAAAAUAUCCCCAAAUGCAACGUUAUGUAAAUAAAAGUUCGAUAGUGCAAGCACGUGGAGGUGGUAAACCGGAUUGUCCUGAUGAUUUGGACAGUCGAGUAGAUCUUGCACCUUGCAAUACCUUUAGAUGUCCUACAAAUUUGUCACAGUAUCCAUUUAUCGGUUGUUAUUACAAGCAGUCGUUGAAGGAAUCGUCAGGCGGCUGUUAUCGCAUUCGUAAUGUACCAUUAGAUGAUCGUUUGAUUUUUGUGGAUGCUAAUUUGACGGAAAAUUGUUCGGAAGCAGAAUGUAAUCGAAUUAAAUCAUUCUUGUUUUAA